GUUUGCCUCGUUAAAAUCUUACAAUAGUCAAUAGUGUCUGUGUAAGAUUAAACUGCAAACUACUGCGAUUAAAAUAGUCAGUAAUUAUUUAUUCGAUAAUAUAGCUGUUAUUUGUCGUCGUCAUCAGUCUUCCUUGUGCGUGGAAGCAGAUGAAAACAAAAACAACUUGGUUGACUCUAUACAUAAUAAAACCGACCUUACCAUUAGUUGGGAGCACUUGGAGUUUGCACUGCGAAUUUCGCAGGGAGAUAGCUUACACUGUUUACAUCUCGUCCUUGUUAUAUGAUUGGAAAUCUUGUCAUUUAAAUUAUGAGCGGUAAUCAUAGCCCAGAUGUACCAACAAUUAAUGAAGAUCUAUUCGGGGAUGGCAGGUGGAUGAGCGUGCAUAAAAGGUUUGUUGCCGAUACCCACGAGAAGGAAGGAACUGAAGUGGUAUUUACCGGGGAUUCAUUAAUAGCUUAUCUGCAAUACACCCCCAUGUGGGACACCCACUUUUCGCCCAUGCAUGCCUUGAAUUUUGGAAUAGGAGGUGAACGAACGGAACAUGUACUAUGGAGGUGCAUGAAUGGUGAAAUGGACAAUAUCAAGCCAAAAGCCGUGGUGUUACUUAUUGGGACGAACAAUCAUGGCUGCACCCCGGAACAAAUUUCGGAAGGCAUUAUGUCUAUUGUUGAUAUAAUUAGGAGCAAGCAGAAAGAAGCCGAAAUAUUGGUAUUGUCGUUGUUACCACGAGGAGAAAAACCCAACUCACUACGUGAUCGCAACAAACAAGUUAAUGACAUUGUGAAGGACAAAGUUGUUGGGAAAUAUAAAACUCAGUUGAUUAAUAUUGACCCUGGAUUCGUCCAACCCAACGGUUUCAUUUCUCAUCACGAUAUGUGGGACUAUUUGCAUUUAUCAAAAUCUGGAUAUAUGAAAUCAUUUGAACCCGUUCAUGAAAUCCUUCUUCAAAUUUUGGCAGAUUCAGAAAUUGGAGUGACUACAGUUAAAGUAUAAUAUUUGGAUUUUUAAUUUACACUUUUUUUUAUAUAUGCACACAUUAUUCUAAAUAGAUAUGUUCAACUUUCUACACAACUAACGUUAAAGUAUUGUUAAUAAAUCACAAUUUCAAUAAGCA
Molecule: messenger RNA, 1117 nt
Organism: Folsomia candida
Lineage: Eukaryota; Metazoa; Arthropoda; Collembola; Entomobryomorpha; Isotomidae
Product: platelet-activating factor acetylhydrolase IB subunit gamma
Exons: 7
Coding region: 310-996 (228 amino acids)
Source: RefSeq, a predicted model, not a curated record